Molecule: messenger RNA, 5460 nt
Organism: Triplophysa rosa
Lineage: Eukaryota; Metazoa; Chordata; Actinopteri; Cypriniformes; Nemacheilidae
Gene: chl1b
Product: cell adhesion molecule L1-like b
Exons: 31
Coding region: 365-4249 (1294 amino acids)
Biological process (GO): cell-cell adhesion; axon guidance
Cellular component (GO): axon; plasma membrane
Molecular function (GO): protein binding
Source: RefSeq, a predicted model, not a curated record
GACUGUCAUCGCGGUUGGGGGCGUGUUAACCCCGCUCACAUUGUAGCGAAGUUACGGAGCCUUUUCUCGGUUGCCAUGGAAUUCUAAACGCUAUUGACACCGUUCACGGCUCUUUCACGAAAGGCAUUGCUAAGAGAAACCCGCAACUGUGAAGGAAAAGCAUCAUCGCGCGAAACACUGUGAUGUCAGUUCGCACACCCGCUGACUAACAGCUCGCGCUCUGCACCUCGAGGACGAAAUCACUACUCUACCGCGACAAACUACUCAGAAAGGUUGUGAGACCCCAGACUGCGCUGGAGUGAGAUGCACUGACUUCUGGAAGACUGCAAUAUUCCUGUCAUCCUCCGCUCAACUGUGGCCAGUCAUGCGGUUGAUAUUGAAAAUAGGAGUGACCCUUUUUAUGGGCGCUUGUCUUAAUAUUAUAUGCAGGUUUCAAGCUAAUGCCCUGGAUAUUCCUCUUGAUGUUUUAGAACGCAUAAACAUGGAGCAGCUGCCCACAAUUACGGAGUGCUCUCCUGCAUCUCUGAUCGCCUUCCCUUUCGAGGAGAGCUUCCCCGUGAAGUGUGAGGCCACGGGAAAUCCUGUACCACAGUUCAGGUGGACAAAAAACGGUCAGGACUUUGAUCCGUAUCAGGAUCCCAGAUUGGUAACGUUAGAGGACUCCGGAACAUUCGUCAUUCCGAAUAAUGGGAAUCUUACAGAAUUCCAGGGAAUUUAUCGCUGCCUCGCCACUAACAAGUUAGGCACAGCCAUGUCAGAGGAGAUUGAAUUUAUUGUUCCCAAUGUUCCAAAGUUUCCCAAAGAGAUCAUCGAACCUAUUGAGGUUAUGGAAGGUCAGUCAGUUAUUCUGGAAUGCAACCCACCUAAAGGACUCCCCCCACUGCAAAUCUACUGGAUGACAAUAGGUUUGCAGCACAUUGAGCAGGACGAGAGAGUUUCAGUGGGUCUGAAUGGGAACCUGUACUUUUCGAAUGCCAUCGAGACUGACAGCCGCAGGGACUACUGCUGCUUUGCUGCCUUUCCACGCAUCCGAACCGUCGUCCAGAAACCUGCCAUGUCCGUCAAUGUUAAAAGCAAUAAGUUAAUGAAGGACUCAGGUUCUGGUAGCGGCACAGGUUAUGCAAACUCUCUUUUGGAGAGGAAGCCCAGUCUGUUGACGCCUACAGGAAAGGAGUCACACACAUAUUUAGUUAAAGGAGAAGACCUUCAACUGGAGUGUAUUGCAGAUGGAUUUCCAACUCCAAAGGUAGAGUGGGUUAAAAUGGGCCACAAGCUGCCAGAGAAGGCCGUGGUGGAGAGUCACGGGAAGUUGCUCACUAUAGAGAUGGUGAAUGAAGAAGAUGAAGGAAAAUAUAUGUGCAAAGCCAAAAAUCCUCAUGGAGAGGUUGUGCAUUAUUUUCAUGUUACAGUAGAGGAGCCACCUGAGUGGGAGAUAGAGCCACAGAGUCAGCUGGUGACAAUUGGAGCUGAUGUGGAGAUCAAGUGUGUGGUCAAAGGAAAUCCACAGCCAAGUGUUACAUGGCGGGUCAACAGCCUCCCUCUCAAUGAGGUCCCAGUAUCCAACAGAAAGAUCAUGAAAGAUGGCACCAUUUCCAUUCACAAAGCAAGCCCAGAUAACAGCGCGGUUUACCAGUGCGAGGCUACAAACCGACAUGGCACCAUUCUAGCUAAUGGCAACAUUAUGAUUAUGAACAUACAGCCGGUGAUCUUAACAGAAGACAAUCUUCAGUACAUUGCUGUGGAAGGAAAAGGCAUCAUCAUGCACUGCAAGGUCUUCAGCUCGCCCACCUCCAGCAUUACGUGGAGUAAAGCUGACAGCGCCAACGCAGUGGAAGGAGAGAGAUUCUCGGUUCAUAAGAACGGUUCGCUUGAGAUCCAUAACGCAAUCAGAGAGGACAUGGGGGAGUACUCAUGUUUUGCUCAAAAUACUGAGGGAAAAGUUGCCAUUUCUUCAACCCUUGAAGUCAAAGAUCCUACCAGAAUAGUAGACCCCCCACAAGAUUUGCAGGUUUUGGCUGGAACCACCAUCCAGUUUUCAUGCCAGGCGGAGUUUGAUUCUUCCUUCGGUAGCGACUUUGAGAUUCUCUGGGAGAAAGACGGUGUAGCCCUCAACAGUAGCGAGGACACACGAUAUGUCCUGGACGAUGGAGUGCUCGAGAUUAUCAAUGUGAGCUUUGGAGACCAGGGCUUAUAUAUGUGUGUGGCCAGAACGCCGGCCGACCAAGACACGGCUGUAGCACAGCUUUCAGUCACUGAUGUUCCUGAUCCACCAGAAAAUGUGAGACUGUCUGAACACAAUGGCAGAAGUGUGCAACUGCUGUGGAUUCCAGGAGAUGAUCAUAACAGCUCCAUUACUGAGUUUGUCAUUGAGUUUGAGGAGAGUCAGUUUGAGCCCGGAAGCUGGAAGGAGCUGAAGAGGGUACCCGGAAACCAUCACUCCGCCCUUCUGAAGCUUCAAGGACACGUGGACUACCGCUUCCGAGUCUCCGCCAUGAACGAGGUCGGAAGAGGUCGCCGGAGCCAGGCCACCGAAAGAUACAAAACUCCUUCAUCAGCACCUGACAAGAACCCUGAAAAUAUCAAGAUCGAAGGUCAUUUGCCACACGAAAUGGAUAUCAACUGGGAGCCAUUGUCACCCAUCGAACACAAUGGACCGGGUUUGGAGUAUAAAGUUAGCUACCGAAGACAAGGAACCGAAGACUGGGUGGAACACAUCAUAAAGAGGCACUCGUUUGUUGUUAAAAACACCCCAACGUUCGUCCUUUACGAGAUCAAAAUUCAGGCCAAGAACCACGCCGGUUGGGGCCCGGACCCCAAAAUAAUAACCGCAUACUCUGGAGAGGAUUUUCCCUCAGCAGCUCCAGAGGACGUAAGCGCGGAGGUGAUGAACAACACCGUGGUGAAGGUCAGAUGGGCCCACGUUCACAAGGACAAACUCCAUGGACAUCUGGGGGGCUAUAGGGUGAGCUGGUGGAGGCUGCGCAGCCUUUUGGACUCGAAGAAAACACACGGUGACAAACAUACCCUGACAUUUUCUGAAGAGAGGACCCAUGCGGUGGUAACAGGUCUAAGGCCGUUCUCUGAAUACAGCCUCAUCGUCAUGGCCUUUAACGGCAGAGGAAAUGGACCUGGAAGUCACCCGGUCAGUUUCAAAACUCUAGAGGGAGUUCCCGGUCAAGUGGUUUCUUUCAGAGCUACAAACAUCCAAAAACACAAGGUGAUCUUGACCUGGUCUCCUCCCAUUGACGCAAAUGGCGUUCUUAUUGGCUACAUCCUCCAAUAUCAGCUAAUAAACGACACGGAGGAAGUUGGUCCUUUGAUGACCCUGAACAUCUCUGCAGACAGCAAUAAGUUGCACCUCCAGGACUUGGAAGCGCUGAGCAGAUACAAGUUCUAUCUGCAGAGCUGCACGCGGGUGGGCUGCGGCCCGGCGGCCAGCGAAGAGUGCACCACAGUCCCCGAAGCGACUUCAACAGAUGUGGCCUCUUUCAACAUCAGAAAAUCCGGCCCGCAGUUUCCUUCAAGAAAAACUACUGUUUCCCCUGUGGCUAAUGCAACUCUUUCCUCCAUAGCUGCGUUGAAUAUUAGCACAUCAGUUAGUCACAACUUUGCAAAUAUCAGUUGGAUUCCAGGCGCUGAGCAAACGGAUUCAGACUUGUAUGUUGCGUUUAUGAACAACCGUGAAGGUAACUGGAAGAUAUCCGACGCGCUAAACUCUUCUAAGACUUUCCACAUCAUUGAAGGGCUUGAACCCGGGACUGAGUACACAGUGCGCCUUUUGACUAAAAGCUGGCUUGAUAACUCUACUAGUAUAUUUGAAGACGUAAUCAGGACCAGGGCCAAAGGUUUGGCCAGUAUUCACGGUGGCAUCUCCAACCAGGGCUGGUUCAUCGGACUCAUGUGCGCCAUAGCGCUGCUCACCCUCAUCGUUCUCAUAGCCUGCUUCGUCAACCGGAACAAAGGAGGAAAAUACUCAGUGAAAGAAAAAGAGGAUCUACACCCAGAUCUGGAGUCCCCGGGCAUAAACGACGACACCUUUUGCGAAUACAGCGACAAUGAUGAGAAACCGCUGAAAGGCAGCCAGCAUUCCCUCAAUGGCAACUUGAAAGCAGACAGCGGAGAUAGCAUGGUGGACUACGGCGAAGAGGACGCUCACUUUAACGAGGACGGCUCCUUUAUUGGCGAAUACUCCGGAUGCAAGGAAAGGGUCUCCAUGGAAAUCAAGGGAAACAAUCAGAGCACGGCGUAAUGGAGCGCGGACAAAUAAUUUCUCGGACAAGCUCUCACAAAAGGUCAGUCUGAAGGGAGUAGGAGGAGGAAACGGCAAAGCGUCGGCGUAAUGGAACCCGAAGGACAUUUUCGCAAUUAAUGUGUUAUCGUCAAACUCUCAGUCAUACUCACAUCAUUUUACGUACGAGGCUUAGUUUGUUUUGGUUUGCCUACUGUAACUGAUCGACCAUCCGUCGUGUACACUUGUGGGGUGUUUUUAUGUAUCAAAUCCUCAGAGCUGCCGAAACGUUGUUUUCGUGAACGUGAACUCCGACGGCCUACGAGAGGAGAACAUUCCCACGUUUCUGGUUUCUUCUGCAUUCGUGUCAUCCAAGCGAGUUUUACGUCAGGGUAUGAACUUUGUAUUUUUAUUUUUCCAUUCGAGGCAAAUUUUAUUGACGUUUUCUAUUUCAGAUACUGUAUACUGUGCAUUCGUUAAAUGUGGGUUAUUAUGUGUACAAAGUUGUUGCUUAAAUAAUCACCUUCUCUUGGAAUCCAAAAAUGCGCAAGGUAAAAUAAGGGUCGACUCACUCAGUCUCACAUGCUUUUCAGCAUUUUGUACAUUAAGACGCUGUCAAUUAACGGUUCAGGCUGUACUAACGAGACGCAUAGCCACAUUUAUAUUACAGCGCUGCUUCUAACCAAUAUUGCAGUAUGUUAAUUAGACGCAAAUAUAAUUUACACACGGUUGAAAAACAAACACCACUUUUUGCCUUGAUGUACUGGGAAGUGUGACAUGAUAAAUUACAUUGUUUGGUUAUGUGAUACAGGGUUGGAAUUCUACAAGUCCAUGUUGACAUUUUGAAUUACGUUGAAUAUAAAUUUGUGAGCCAGUGACCAGGCAAAAGUCUCACGAUCUAAUUUGGAGAAAAUGAGCAUCAAAGUUUGAUUUCAGUCAUUCAUUUCACUAUGAUUUCAAUCUUUGGCUUUGCUCGGUCAGUAUUAAAGAUAUCAAGGUUAUAUUUUCGCAGAAUGUUUUCGCCAAAAAAAAGACUUUAGCUUGGUUUUCACAGACUGGGUCACAUGUUUCCAAACCAAGUUCUCCAGAAAGCGGAAUUUCAUCAGAAUGGCUCCACACGUGUAGUUUUGUUUUCAAGAAAUGUUUCUGUACAAACAUCCUGUUUGCAUGUUUAAAGCUGUUGAAUGAGGUUUGUGCACAGAUUUGACAUUAAAUUGUAUCAUUUGUUUCUC